Molecule: messenger RNA, 1020 nt
Organism: Elephantulus edwardii (Cape elephant shrew)
Lineage: Eukaryota; Metazoa; Chordata; Mammalia; Macroscelidea; Macroscelididae
Product: trace amine-associated receptor 7a-like
Exons: 1
Coding region: 1-1020 (339 amino acids)
Biological process (GO): G protein-coupled receptor signaling pathway
Cellular component (GO): membrane
Molecular function (GO): trace-amine receptor activity
Source: RefSeq, a predicted model, not a curated record
AUGGGCACUGGUGGAGCUGUCGAGCUGUGCUACGAGAACCUGAAUGGAUCCUGUAUCAAAACUUCCUACUCCCCAGCACCCAGGAUGAUUCUGUAUGUGGUGUUCGGCUCCGGGGCUGUGUUAGCUGUGUUUGGUAACCUCCUGGUCAUGAUUUCCAUUCUUCAUUUCAAGCAGCUGCACUCUCCAGCCAAUUACUUGAUCGCAUCCCUGGCCUGCACGGACUUCCUGGUGGGAGCAACUGUCAUGCCCUUCAGUACAGUGAGGUCUGUGGAGAGCUGCUGGUAUUUUGGGGAGAUGUAUUGUAAAUUUCACUCUUGCUUUGAUGGGUCAUUCUGUUUUGCUUCUAUCUACCAUUUGUGUUUUAUUUCUGUUGAUAGAUACAUUGCUGUCUCGGACCCUUUGAUCUAUCCAACCAGGUUUACAGCGUCAGUUUCUAGAUUAUGCAUUGCCUUUUCCUGGAUUCUGUCAAUUGGUUUCAGUGUUUCACUUCUUUGCUCAGGGGCCAAUAAAGCUGGACUGGAGGAACUAGUGUCUGCUCUCUCCUGUGUGGGAGGCUGUCAAGUUCCAGUUAAUUCCAACUGGGUGUUUGUGAACUUUGCCUUAUUUUUCAUCCCCACACUUGUGAUGGUGAUUGUUUACUGCAAGAUUUUUCUGAUUGCUAGACAACAAGCCAGGAAAAUUGAAAGCAUGAUCUCCAAGCCUGAGGAAUCAGCAGACAGUUACAAAGAGCGAGUGGCCAAGAGGGAGAGAAAAGCAGCUAAAACCCUGGGAAUUGCAGUGAUAGCAUUUCUGAUCUCAUGGUUACCUUACUUCAUUGACUCCAUAAUUGAUGCCUUCCUGGGUUUUAUCACACCCACAUAUAUUUUUGAAAUUUUAACCUGGUUUGCUUAUUAUAACUCAGCAAUGAACCCCUUGAUUUAUGCUUUCUUUUAUCCUUGGUUUCGAAAAGCCAUUAAACUGAUUGUUACUGGCCAAAUCAUGAGAGAGAAUUCUUCAACAGUACUUUUAUUUUCUGAUUAG